GGCGCUACCGGCUCCGCGCCGCGCAGGUUCAAGAGCCGCGUGGGGCCGCGCCGGGAGCGGAGUGAGUUACGCUGUACCGAGCUUAACUAAGCCGAGCCCAGCAUGGCCCAGCCGCGCUGCCGCUCGGUGCUCAUCACCGGCUGCAGCCGGGGCAUCGGGCUGGGGCUGGUGCGGGGACUUGCGGCCGCCAGCGCCUCCCCGGACUUUGUCUUUGCGACCUGUCGGUACCCCGAGAAGGCGCAGGAGCUCCAGCAGCUUAGCAAGGAAUACAGCAACAUCAAGCUCCUCCAACUGGAUGUGGUCUGUGAAAACAGCAUCAAGAAAGUGGUCAAGGAAGUGGAGGAAAUUGUGGGAGACAAAGGUCUGAACUGCCUGAUCAACAACGCCGGCAUCAACGUGGUGGCCUCCUUGGAAGAAGUCACAGCGGAGACAAUGCUCACCAUUUAUGAAACCAACACGGUUGCCCAGCUGAUGGUCACCAAGGCGUUUCUACCCCUCCUGAGGAAGGCGGCCCAGCUGGGCACAGGAAUGGGCUGCCACAGAGCUGCCAUCAUCAACAUGUCCUCUCUUGCUGCCUCCAUGCAGCUCGUCCAGGCAAAUGAGAUGUUCCUCAAGGUCUAUCCCUACCGGAUAGCCAAGACUGCGCUGAACAUGAUCACCCGCUGUCUUGCUGCAGACUUGAAAUCGGAUGGAAUUCUCUGUAUUUCUUUGCAUCCAGGCUGGCUUCAGACAGACAUGGGCGGAAACAUGGCUCCCAUGCAGGUGCAAGAGGCUAUUCCGGGUAUCCUCUCCGUUCUGGACCGUCUUGGUGAAAAAGAAAACGGCUCCUUCUUGGACUGGCAAGGGGAGACUCUGCCAUGGUAGAAGCGCAGAGUUUGCUACAGAGACAACGUGUCCGUCACUAUUUAACUUGUACCACUAAUGUCUGUGUCUCCAGGGUUUUAUUCUACACUAGUUGCAAUAGCCAGUCUGAUAGGCAGCCUCCGUCUAGGUGUAUUUGGGAAGUGAGGUGGCUGACUCUUGCAUUUGGUAUCAUUACUGCUCUGUUCCGAUGCUUCCUGCAGAUACUGCUGUGCUUGUAGUGAUGGGUGUCUCCUGGACCCAUCUAAAAUAGAUUAAAAUGUGCAAGCUGAAUCCAGGGAAUAGCUCCUCCUCACUUCCAAAGCCAAAGUGGGGGGUCAGGUCAUUUCCUUCUGCCUCAGAGUAAGGUCAGUGUCCAGUAUGGUCGUUCUGCUGGAGACACGUUGCUGGAAAAGGUCCUUUGUUUUCCUUCAGCCCUGACUGAGCUGAGGCUGAAACUGCCCAGGUCUAAACGAGGUGGAUUUGGUACUUUUGUAAGAAAGUCCCCGCUAACCGCGGUGUGUCCCCGGGCUGACAGCACACACGGGGCACACGCCUUGUUCCCAGUGGGUGACUAGCAUCCCAAUAUUGGGGUGAGCAUGUUGUUUUGUACAUAAACCUCUAAGUGUCUUCAAUAAAAUCUUGUUUAAACAAA
Columba livia (rock pigeon) is the source of this 1495-nucleotide messenger RNA. Its product is annotated as C-signal. NCBI's taxonomy places the organism in Eukaryota, Metazoa, Chordata, Aves, Columbiformes, Columbidae. Bases 103 to 864 code for a protein of 253 amino acids. The record is from RefSeq and is a predicted model, not a curated record. Gene Ontology annotation, cellular component: cytoplasm. Gene Ontology annotation, molecular function: oxidoreductase activity. The transcript has 6 exons.